This is a messenger RNA of Hipposideros armiger (great roundleaf bat), 757 nucleotides long. RefSeq names its product translocase of outer mitochondrial membrane 5 (gene TOMM5). Lineage: Eukaryota; Metazoa; Chordata; Mammalia; Chiroptera; Hipposideridae. Gene Ontology annotation, cellular component: mitochondrial outer membrane translocase complex. The coding region runs from base 99 to 254 and encodes 51 amino acids. The record is from RefSeq and is a predicted model, not a curated record. The transcript has 2 exons.
GCGGGAACAGGAAAUGGGGUUGAGCCUAGUUCCGUGCGCAAGGCGGCCGCGGUGAGGAGCAGAGCGCAGCGGCUAGAAGCUGGUGGGGUACAGCCGCGAUGUUCCGUAUCGAGGGCCUUGCGCCCAAGCUGGACCCCGAGGAGAUGAAACGGAAGAUGCGCGAAGAUGUGAUUUCCUCCAUACGGAACUUCCUUAUCUACGUGGCCCUGCUGCGAGUCACUCCUUUUAUCUUAAAGAAAUUGGACAGCAUAUAAAGAUUGGACAUCACAUGUGAACGCAUGAUAUGAAGAACCUGGUUACAGUUUCUACUCUGCAAAUGAAUAGCCCAGAAAGAUGUAAGAGACUCUUUGACUGACUGGACAUAAAACUUCUACUUGUUAAGAACAAGUUUGGCUCUGGUAACUGACCUUCAUAGCUAAAAUAUAAAAACUAUUUGGGAAGUAUGAAAGAUAUUUUAUGGCCAUAGUAUGUCCUUAAUACCUGUGAUAUUCAGCCUCCAUGAAUGUUGGUGUAAUUGUAAAUAAUAUCAAACUCCAUUUCCUAGCAAAUAUUAAUUAUGACAGGGAAUUAUGUCUGCAGUGGCCCUGUCUUGUCAGUCAUUUCUGUUUACCUUUUUACUUCUGUCUGGAAUAUAUUUGGUGAAGAGCUCCUUAUGAUUAGUUAUGUUUUAUGGAAGCCAGUGCACAGACAACCACAACAACAUUUAAGCACAGGACCAUUAGUCUAUAUUUUUAAUAAAUGUACCAAUUAAGAAAAA